AUGCACGAUGGCCCCAUUGAUGAUUGGCGUGUCCUCGAUCCCGUCAACUUCGGCUAUGAGAAGUUGACGAAAACAUUCUACGAAGAAAACGGUUCGCAGAACAAAGCAUCGAUAUCCCCAUAUACACGAGAGUUAGAUCUCAUAGGCCCCAAGGAUGGUUUCUAUGGAUGCUUUCGUCGUCGUUUGAACACCAGCUCGGGUCUACAGAAAAGUGAUCUUUUGGCGUGCCAUGCCCAGAUGAUGGGAGAUGUUUCUCGUGCUACAAACGACAUCCUUCAAGAACUUCAGAUUGAUAGACUGCGUCACUUUGGAUGGCACAUGGGUUAUUGUGUUCCAGCUUCAGUUCUCGGACAAUCAGGCUAUAUUCCCCAUUUCCAGCCAAAUCUCAGGUCUCUUUCUCUGAAAGUGGACAGCGCAUGUGUCGGAGGCUCGCUAGCCGGGCUCGCUAGUCUCAAAAAUCUCCGUCACUUUUCGUGGCGUGGAAUUGAUUCUGUACGUGCCUUUUCGCUAAUUCGGCUCGUCCUUAAGAACAACGCUGAACAUCUUGUCUCCCUUGAAUUGGAAGUGCUACGCGUUGAGCAAACGCAGGAAAAUAUCCAACUCCAUGAACAUGACUUGAUUUGGCUUGGAUUAUUGGUCCCCAAUCAUAAUCAUUUCCCUAAUAGUGAUAUGGGCGUAUGGCUUGAUAAAGAUGUACGGCUCAAAUCGCUCACUUAUUUAUCCCUGCGUCAUGUUCGGCUUCUUACUUGGCAACCCCAGGACACACUGACCUUUGAUCUGUCCAAAUUGGAAAACUUGCAUCUGUAUAAAUGUCCUGGAACUCUCGAUUUCUUUCAGACGUGGACCAUUUCCGACUGCGGCAUGUCACUACGAUCUCUUCGGGCAGUCAUUAACGAACCAAUGGCAGGACGUAUACACUUCACUUUGGAGCAUUUGCUUAUCGUACACGGGUGCCAAUUAGAAGAACUUUACUUGACUUUCAUAGACAUGACUGACCCUAUUAUGAGCUCUAACGCGUGGGACAAAACCAGUGUGAAACGAAUGGCUUGCAGCUUCUACGAAACGAGACUCUCCCGAGCAAACGAUGUGCCUCCUCCGUUUUGUAUCAUCCGAGGCAUGACGGGAGGAGCACUUCCAUCCCUGGAAGGGAUGGCCUUUUGGUGUCCUCCCCAUAUUCUGAGGCGGAUGCUACUUGAAAUACGCGUGGCCCUUCCUUCCCUCAAAGUUAUGCAUUUCAGAGUAACAAAUAAAGCCAAAAACACCAACAAGAGCCUUUGGGAGGAACCUAUUACAGGAGGCAAGUCAGAAGAUAUUGCCAACAUGAUCCGAUUCUUGGAUCGCUACCUAGUGCUAGGGGACGAAGCCUGUCGGCUAUCAGAAGUAAUUGAUUUUGCCAGCUGGGCCUUUGAAAAUCCGACAUUUCCCAAUUUAGAGAUCAUAGCUUUUGGGAAUUUCUCGAACCCUGACACAUGCCUCGUUCUUUGUCGAAAGAAAGGGUUUCCUCGAUUCAAAGAACGUACAGAAAUAUUUAAUAACAUAGCAGAAUAUUGGAAGAAGUCCGUCCAAACUCGUGAUUUCAGUUUCUCACUACCUUUUGACUUUGUGCAUCCCGAGGACCUACGCCCCUGGACUGGUCUAGAGAAAUGCCGUGACAUGCUGACGGCGAACAACGCUGAUAAGCCAUGGUAUGAAAAGCCAGGCCAGAGCUGA
Messenger RNA from Talaromyces stipitatus ATCC 10500, 1710 nucleotides. RefSeq lists its product as uncharacterized. The record is from RefSeq and is a predicted model, not a curated record. NCBI's taxonomy places the organism in Eukaryota, Fungi, Ascomycota, Eurotiomycetes, Eurotiales, Trichocomaceae. The transcript has 3 exons. Bases 1 to 1710 code for a protein of 569 amino acids.